AUGAAGAAGUUCAAGUUUGGGAGAAAGAACAGUACAGCUACCUCAGCAACUUCAUCCAACAAGAACUCACCCAAGAAGGAGAAGAUCAAAAGCAGUCGCACUUCGAAAUCAUCAGCAUCCUUCCAAGCGCCAAAUUCUCCUCCACACUCACCACCACUGCAAGAUAAAGAUUACUUGCAUUCACAUACUUUUGGUCAAGAAGAUUUACACAGCAGUAGUAACAAUAACAACAACAUGCCGGUAGCUCAAGAUCAUCACAGUUAUACCCUGGAACCAUUUGGAAUCACUACUGAUCCAUCAACAGUUCCUUACAAGUCGCGCGCUCCACCCCAUUUGAAUGUCAGUAAUCCCUGGAAUAGAUUCAAGAUUUUUGAUUCUCCUUUUCCCAGGUACAGGCAUGCGGCAUCUGCCAUUUCUAGUGACAAGAAUGAGAUCUUCAUCAUGGGUGGAUUGAAAGAUGGUUCAGUUUUCGGCGAUACUUGGAGAAUCAUUCCUCAUGAAGGCCACGAUGGCGACGUAUUGAAUUACUCAGCUGAGAAUAUUGAAAUCACCAAUAAUAAUAAUCCACCAGCUAGAGUUGGCCAUUCGUCAGUCUUGUGUGGUAAUGCAUUCAUCAUUUAUGGUGGAGACACUGUUGAAACUGAUGAAUAUGGUUUCCCAGAUAACAAUUUCUACUUGUUCAAUAUCAAUAAUCACAAGUAUACCAUUCCAAGCCACAUUUUGAACAAGCCAAAUGGUAGAUACGGACAUACCAUUGGAGUUGUUGCCGUUGAUCACUCAUCGUCAUCGAGACUUUACCUUUUUGGUGGUCAAUUGGAAAACGAUGUUUUCAAUGAUAUGUAUUAUUUUGAGUUGAAUUCAUUCAAAUCACCAAAGGCAACUUGGAAAAUUGUUGAACCUUUAAACAAUUUCAAGCCACCACCAUUGACUAAUCACUCAAUGUCGAUUUACAAGGAGAAAAUUUACGUUUUCGGUGGUGUAUACAAUAACGAAAGAGUGUCGAAUGAUUUAUGGGAAUUUGACGUUGAACACGAGCAAUGGAAACAGAUUCAAACUAGUGGUACUCUACCAUUACCAGUGAAUGAGCAUUCAGCUUGUGUUGUCGAUGACAGAUUGUACAUUUACGGUGGUAACGAUUUCAGUGGAGUUAUUUAUAGCAGUCUUUAUGUGUUGGACUUGAAGACUUUUACAUGGUACAAGUUGUUGGAGACUGCUGAAGAAAAUGGGCCUGGGCCUAGGUGUGGUCAUUCAAUGACUUAUUUACCCAAAUAUAACAAGUUGAUUAUAAUGGGUGGUGACAAGAAUGAUUAUAUUGUUGCUGAUGCAACCAAUUUCGAUACUUAUGAAACUUUCAAUGGUGCAGAAGUCGGAACCAUGAUCUAUGAAUUGGAUAUCAAUAUCGUUGAUCAAUUUAUGUCUGAACCUAUUGAGCCUCGUUCAUCUAGGAAACCACGGAAAGUGGCUGCUUCAGCCUCAGCUCAACCGGGUGAUGGGUUUGAACGUCACUCAAGACGUGAAUCUACUGGUCCCGAAGAUUACGCUACUCCUCGUGCUUCACCUCCUCCACCACCCCCACAAGCCUUACAGCCACAAUCUCAAGAUCGUGCACAGUUGGACCGCGGGUUAUCUACAAACACAAUGAAUCGUCAUACUGAUUUCGUUGAUGUUGAAACUCCAUCCGGUACAAACUCACAUAUUGAUCAAGAAGAAGAAGAAGACAAUGUGGUGCCACAUGUCAACCCAUACGCUCGUAUUGACAGAGACACAGACGCCAAUAUUGCCCAAACUAAUGAGCCAAUCAGUGACGAGCAUGUGGUGCAAGACGAACUUCCCGAUGAUGAGGAUGCACAGUAUCUAAGAAGAAGAUCGCUUGAUCCUAAAUUCAACCAUGAGCAUGAAGAUGUCGCCACCAAUGGUGUUUCUGGUGCUGGCGUGGCUGCUGCAUUUGCCGCUGCUGGUGCUGCUGGGAAAGCAGCCGGCCACGCUUCAGUCUUGAAGAGAUCUUUGGGAACUUAUGAUGAUAAAGACGAAGAAGAGCAAGACGCUGACACUAUUGAAGGAGUUGCAAGAAAUAGAAGGUCAAGUCUUGCUGACAAAUCAUAUGGUCUGACUUCAUACUACCCUGAUAUUACCAGCGACCACGAAACUUCAACCUAUCCCCGUGACAGAAGCUAUCUCAAGGACACUGAGGAUGAAGAAGAGGAGGAGCAAGAAGAAGUGGUAGACAAGGAAGACGACGAUGUCAUUAAGCCAAUCUCCAUCAACAGAAACAUUAGCUCUUCCACUACUCGUGGCUCUCGUGGUACUGCCAUUGGUGGUGGUGCUAGUGCUGUCAAUGAUAGAAGAUUGAAUCAAAUAAUUGAAGAGUUGAGAAACGAAUUGGAUCAAGUCAAGUCAUCAACAAGCCAACAAUUGCAAACCGCAAACACCAGAAUCAAUUCCUUACAAGAACAAAAUGCCCAGUUGCAGUCAUCUCACAAGAACGAUAUUGAUGUAUACACACGUCAAAUCAAUGAUAAAGAUGCCAUGAUCAAUGAGUUGAAACUGAGCCUUGAUCCAAGUGCAUGGGACCCUGAAGCACCAUCCACCACGACAAACUUGUCUGAAUUGAGUCGAUACAAGUUGGAAAGGCUAGAGUUGAAUAACAAGUUGGUUUACUUGCAACAGGAGAAUGCUAAAUUGCAUGAUCAAUUUGCCGAGUUUGAACCGUUCAUGAAUCAUCAAAUUGGCGAAUUGGCCAAAUUCCAAAAAGUGAUUAAAGUGCAAGAAGAGCAAAUUGAAAAAUUGAGUUUCCAAGUCAAGGAUCAAGAAGUAUUGCAUAAGGAGAUUAAUGAAUGGAAGACGAAAUUUGAUAAUUUACAAUUGGAAUUUGACAAUUAUAAAGCCAUACAUAACGACGAUGAUAUUGAUCUCGAGGAUCAACAAUAUCAAGGAGGUGACGAAUCAUUCUCAGCUGACGCCGCUGGCAAUGCCGACAACAGAUCUAUCUUAAGCUCAGCCAGAACGAGAAGAGACAUUUCGACCCAAUUGGAAAAUUUGGUCAACUUGUGGAAUGUCAAACAACCGGCAACGCGUGAAGUAUCACCAGCAAUCACGCCGGAAAACAACCCCGUUGUUGCCAAAUUGCAACAACAAGUGGAUGACUUGUUGCGCAUCUCGAAACAGAAUGAUGAAGUUAGCCAUCAAGAAAUUGCCACCUUGCGUCAGGAAUUGACUCAACGUAUUGCCAAUUUGAAAAGCUUGGAGGAAAAUUACCGCGAGUCUUUACAAUCGGUGAAUAACACUUCAAAGGCAUUGAAGUUGAACCAAGAAGAAUUGAAUAAUCAACGCAACUUUAUGGAUAAAUUGAUUAAGGAAAAUAAUGAAUUGAAGAUGUUCAAAUCGGCCCAUUUGAAAAAGAGUAAUGGAUCAUCGACAUCGACUCCUGUUGUUGGAGACGACGCGUUUAGUGAUGCUCGUGAUACUGUUAAUGUCGGCGGCCAUGUGGAUGACGAUGACGAAGGAGUCAUUAGUAAUGCCCAUUUCAAUAUGAAGAUUAAGGAUCUUGAGGCUGAUUUGUACAUUAUUAAGCAAGAGAGAGACCAGUUGAAGAAUAACGUUACUGCGUUGCAAAAACAAUUGUACUUGGCUCAAAAUAAUUGA
This is a messenger RNA of Lodderomyces theae, 3642 nucleotides long. It is a transcript of the gene KEL1, whose product is annotated as Kel1p. Lineage: Eukaryota; Fungi; Ascomycota; Pichiomycetes; Serinales; Debaryomycetaceae. Gene Ontology annotation, molecular function: protein binding. The transcript has a single exon. The record is from RefSeq and is a predicted model, not a curated record. Bases 1 to 3642 code for a protein of 1213 amino acids.